AUGACCACUCUGUUCUGCAAUGGACGCUUCUUCCAGUCAGGCCCCGGAGGCCAGGGCCACACGUUUGCCGAGUGUAUGCUGGUAGACGACGAAGGGCAAAUUGUUCACGUCGGCUCCCCAAAGGAUGAGAAGAUCAAAGCUGCCGGCGCCGGCGUUGCAGUCGAGCACGACAUGGCCGGUCACGUAGUGCUUCCCGGAUUCAUCGACGGGCACAUGCAUCUGCUGAUGCUGGGUCAAUCUCUGCAGAAAGCCUGCCUAGAAGCGUGCCAAAACAUCGAAGACAUCCGGCGGACAAUCAAAGACUACGCGAUAGCAAACCCGUCGGUCGCUCGAAUAAUGUGCAAAGGCUGGAUGCACUCUAUGACCAACGGAGAAGCCCUUGCUUCUAUGAUCGAUGAUCUGGACCCCGACCCAUCUUUAUCGAUUCCAAGGACCUCCAUUCUACCUGGUGCAACACUGCUGCGUUGA
Molecule: messenger RNA, 468 nt
Organism: Anthostomella pinea
Lineage: Eukaryota; Fungi; Ascomycota; Sordariomycetes; Xylariales; Xylariaceae
Source: the annotation of a GenBank genome assembly